AUGUCCUACAAUUACGGACCCCCUCCCCCGGCUCCUCCGCCCGCACCCCCGAACGAUGGCCCCGGCGGUUAUUCCUCGUACGGCCCUCCUCGAGGUGGUCACAGCGGUAGAGGUCGCGGCGGCCCUGAUCGCGGCGGUUAUCAUCAACCACACCCAGCACACCAGCCGCACCAACCGCAUCAACCGCACCCAGGCUAUGGCUAUGGCCAGCAGCCCGCCUACGGAACUCAGAGCCCUGCACCUUACGCCGGCCCCCCUGCCCAACCCGGCUACCCCCAGCCUCAGCAACAGGCAUGGCAUCCCGAGCACGGGCAGCAACAUCCUCCGCAAAACGCGCCGCACGCUCCUUUGCCUCCACAGAAUUACCACCCGAAUUAUGCCCCUCAAAUAUACCAGCAACAACCAGCCUACAGCGGCCAGCCCCCGUACCAACCGGCCCCUCAACCUCCCUAUGGCCAGGCUUAUCCGGCCCCGGGCCCGCACAAUGGUCCCCCGGCUCAGCAGUGGGGAGCUCAUCCACAGCAACCUCCGGCCCACGGUACAUAUGGCGGCGGCGGUGGACGUGGCGGCCGUGGCGGCUACAAUGAUCGAGGGGGACCAAAGGGGGCAGAUGAUGGGCCCUCCGAUUCGCAUGGGCGGCCCUCCUGCCCCUCCGGCGUCGUAUCCUGCCCCUUCCGAGCUACCCGCAAACCGGCACCCUAUGCGCCCACCCCGCCGUUUGAUGGCCAUUCUGGUGGUUCGCGCCAUCACGGCCGCGGCGGUUUCCACCACAACAAGUCUCGCCCUCAGUUCGGAGGUGACAAGAACCGCGGCCGCAACCACAACCAUAACAAGGACCGGCGGCUCAGACACCUCCCACCCCGCAUCCGAAGCCUGACGCUGCAUCGGCCGGCAAGAAGAAGAAGCCAGCGCAUCACCCUCAAUGACAAGGACCAGGAAGAUCUCGCUAUUGUCGAGACCCUCAAGUACCUUCAGGACAAGGGUGUCAUUCCCAAGAAGCCAGGCGCCGAGGCCUCGAACGAGCAGCCCGAGGAGGACACGGGGGCUAACGCGGAGCUGCCUGCCACAAACGGUGGAUCUAGCAAUGGCCUGCCUCCGAUUCCGCCACCGCCCUCCUCGGACAACAACGGCAACACGACCAAGUACCCCGGUUGGAAUAUGAGCGGUUUCGGGAACACAGGUGUCAGGCCGAGCGAGUAG
Messenger RNA from Chaetomium globosum CBS 148.51, 1200 nucleotides. RefSeq lists its product as uncharacterized. NCBI's taxonomy places the organism in Eukaryota, Fungi, Ascomycota, Sordariomycetes, Sordariales, Chaetomiaceae. The transcript has 3 exons. The record is from RefSeq and is a predicted model, not a curated record. The coding region runs from base 1 to 1200 and encodes 399 amino acids.